This is a messenger RNA of Symbiodinium natans, 1248 nucleotides long. The record is from the annotation of a GenBank genome assembly. NCBI's taxonomy places the organism in Eukaryota, Dinophyceae, Suessiales, Symbiodiniaceae.
AUGCACCAGCCACGUAGCCUUGCGGACCGCCGCUUCACCCCGCAGAUCCGGGAGACAUCGCCUCGCUCCGUGCGCCCGCCUCGACAGGAGACGACAACCCUCCAUACCCAAGGGCCGCGGCCAAUGCCAACCCACUCGAGCAUCCGCGGGACCCUAUCUAGCACGGUGCAGCCGUCCCGACCGCGUCCGGCCUACGUUCCUCCUACCCGGCCGACCUACACGCGAGGCUCGCGAAUCUCCAACCGCGUGAAGGCGCAGAAUCCAGUGGUGUGCUUCCUCUGCGACAUUGGCCUGCCCCAGUACGUGGAUGCCAUGCUUCGCAACGGGUUCGACGAGAUGGAGACACUCUCCGACAUGCGCGAGGAGCACAUGAAGAGCAUGGGCAUCCUCCCCGGCCACGCGCUGAAGCUGAAGAAGCGGCUGCGCGAAUUUCUCGGAACGGAGGAGGUGUCUCCCGCGCCGAGUUUGCCAAGAGAGCCCGAGGGCUUCUCGGUCGAUACGCUUUCGAACGACGCCACGAUGUCAAUUCAACAGAGUUGGGUGGAAGUACGCAAACUAGGUGUCUCGACGGUGGGGCAUACCUUCUACAAGCACAUGUUCCAGCUCGUCCCAGAAGCCCGGAAGCUGUUCCCCAUGACCUUCCAGCGCCAUUUUGGUGAGGAUGGGCUCUUCCAGCUGAACCUGCAGCAAGCCAUCGAGAGUCCGCCAGCUCCGGUGCUGGAGCACUUCACCAGAGUUCUUGAGGCAAUCGGCACAGCGGUGGCAGGGCUGCAGAACAAGGAGCGACUGGUGCCCCAGCUGAACGCCUUGGGCUACCGCCAUGCUACCCUGGGUCUGGAGGAGAAGUACUUCCGUGUGGGAAACGCUGCGCUGAUGCUGACCCUCCAUGAGGCGUUGGGCUCGCGCUUCUCCACUACGCUGGAGGAGUCGUGGACACUGGUCUACGGCUUCAUGUCUGCCAACAUGAUCACCGGCUUCCGCGAGUUCCGGGCCAAGGAAGCCCAAGUGGGUGAGUUCCACGAGGAUCUGAAGCGCAGCCUCAAGAAGCAGGAGAAGAAGAUGGCUGCCACACCGCAACCUGAGAAGCUCCGAGCCCUCGCGGAGAAGAUUUCGGGCCACUUGAAGAAGGAGGACAAGCCAACGCUGCUGACCUCUCAGCCAAAGGAGCCCGAGCUGUCUGGAAAGGUGGAAGUCUGCGAGACGCCCAAGGUUGAGGAAACUGGCCUUCCCGAGGUGGCAGUCGCCUGA